Messenger RNA from Engraulis encrasicolus (European anchovy), 7538 nucleotides. It is a transcript of the gene jarid2b, whose product is annotated as jumonji and AT-rich interaction domain containing 2b. Gene Ontology annotation, molecular function: DNA binding. Bases 522 to 5207 code for a protein of 1561 amino acids. NCBI's taxonomy places the organism in Eukaryota, Metazoa, Chordata, Actinopteri, Clupeiformes, Engraulidae. Gene Ontology annotation, biological process: regulation of gene expression; chromatin remodeling. Gene Ontology annotation, cellular component: nucleus; chromatin. The record is from RefSeq and is a predicted model, not a curated record. The transcript is spliced from 22 exons.
AAGAAAGGAGCUUGCCUUGUUCGGCUUAGCUAGUGCCGCUGGAGACUUCCCUCCUCGUCUGCUAGCUCCAGCCAAAACGUGACCGCGAGCGUCUUUUUUAUGUUAUUUAUUCGGUUUUUUAACAUGGUGCGCUUUUAGAACAAGAUGUAGCUUACGAGCGAACAUGAAAAUUCGAUGUAAGUCCGUCAGGGUUUUUUUUAUAUAGGUCCUAAAGACGUGGUCUUGUUCUCCGGAUGGAAGUUAUUGUUGUGAAUUGCAAAUCUACUCGGCUAUGGCGAAGUAAUAUUUUAUUAUUUGUCUUUCCUGCGCUCAUCGUCGACAAGAGCUUUGGGAUUUAUUGACAAGUCUGCAUGAAGAGCGUGCUCUAGUUAGGACAACGGAGGAGUGGAUUUCACUACCCACCAAGCGAGCUAACUACGGACCGGGGAUUUAAAUCGUUUUUGCUUGCCGAAAAAGGAGAGAGGAGACGAAGGAAAUUCAUGUGGCAAUUUUCUCUUUAGCGAAAACGACUGGAUAGCAGAAUGAGCAAGGAAAGACCUAAAAGGAAUAUCAUCCAAAAGAAAUACGAUGACAGUGAUGGCAUCCCCUGGUCUGAGGAGCGGGUGGUGCGCAAGGUGCUCUAUCUCUCCCUCAAGGAGUUCAAGAGUGCGCAGAAGAGGCAGCUGGGAGAUGACCUCGCCGACGGAACCAAAAGCAAUGGUUCUGUGAAAGGCGGUAAGGGCUACCGGGAUGACGGCUCCGCCCCACACACAGACGGAGGAGAGGAGGAGGACGGACCCAGCAAGAAAAAGCCGCGUCUGCACGCCCAGAGGAAGUUCGCCCAAUCGCAGCCCAACUCCCCCAACGGCACGCCCAUCAAGAUGGCCGACACCUCCCUGCCAACGCCCUCCUCCGCCCAGAAGAUGGCCGACACCUCCCUGCCCACGCCCUCUUCCUCCUCCUCCUCCUCUUCCUCCUCCUCCUCCCACAUCACUGACCUCUCCCGCCGCAAACCCAAGACCGAGGACUUUCUCACCUUCCUGUGUCUGCGAGGUUACUCCACGAUCCAAAACGAAGGUUCUCCUGCGUUGCCGAGCCACAUAGCGUACUUCGGCAGCUCGCAGGAAGGGGAGGAGCUGGACAGCGAGGAGGAGGAGUGCCAGGUGGAGGAGGUGGAGAACAGCGCGGCGUCCGGAUCCUGCCAGUCAACACCGCGCAAAGGCAAACUGCCCAACAAGCUCAAUGGACACGUCUUUAACGGUCACGGUAAGAGUCAGCGGGAGCGCGACGCCCCGCCCACGCCGCGUGCCACCCGGGGGCGGGACUAUUCGGGCAGCCGAGACAGAGACCGUGCGGAGAGGGCGGAGCAGAGGAGGGACACGAGCGCGGGAGGAGGAGCCACAGUGGUGGCCAAGACCAACGGAACUACCAAUGGAGGAGGCACACACACACACCGCAGAGAAGACCUCAGAGAGCAGGUGUCGAGGCUCAACGGAGUGACUCGUUCCACCCAUGGUGCUACAACGGCUACGCACGCGGCCGCCACCACCGCCAAAAAGGCAACGAGGCAAGACUUCCGGCUGCCGUCCAAGAACGCGGUCAAGUACACGGCCACGGUGACCAAGGGCCACGUCACCUACACCAAAGCCAAGCGGGACCUGGCCAAGCGAACCAAACUCAACCACCGCAAACACUCCCUGUCCUCGUCCUCCUCCACUUCCUCAUCCUCCUCAUCAUCAUCGUUGUCAUCCGCCUCUUCUUCUUCCUCCUCCUCGUCCCCACCCUCCUCCACCACCACUACCGCUGCUGCCCUGCGCCUGCAGUCGAACAAUCAGACCUCCACCAAUGGACACCACCAGCCUCCGCCCCUCCACAGCCUCUCAGGGAAAGCCCAAAGUAGCAAUGCAAAAACACGCAAACAAGUGCUCAACAACAUGUCCAACGGGCCGCUGUCGUCGUCCUCGCAGUGCCAUGUGAGACUCAACGGCAGACUGAACGGCCAGCUGGCGUCCUCCUCCAAGGAGAAGGAGAAGGAGGAGAAGGAGAAGGAGGAGAGGAGCGUCGUCGGGGGGCGUGAGGGACUGCGGCACUCUAAGAGGCGCCUGGAGGCGUGCGGUGGCCUUCCUCCCUCGCCGAGGACGAUGACGGAACGUGACGUCAAACCUUCGCCACCCGCCGCGGCGACCGUCACCGAGACUGCCACGGUGGCGACCAGAACCUCGUCGUCGUCGUCAUCUUCGGGAAAGGCUCGGGAGGAUGUGACAUCAUCACAGGCGCAGCAGCAGGCCGAGGCCAAGAGACUCAAGCUCCAGCCCGGAGGCCCCCUGGAGACGCGCAGCACGCGGAAAACCCUCUCCGUCGUCAUGACGAUGCUCCCCGACGACCAGGCGGCCGCCGCGGCAGCGGGCGCCACGGCAACCGCCACCCCGGUCACGCCCCAGCAGCCCGUCUCUCCUCCCCAGCCCGCGCCCCCUCCUCCCCCCGACACCGUCAACCCCACCGCCCCCACCCCGGCCGCACAGCCCCCCGCCCAGACGCAGCCAGAGCGACAGCGCCCCAAGCGGGCAUCGGCCGGCAAGCUGAUGCUGAUGCGCCAGGCCCAGCAGCGGGCACAGCAGCUGGCAUCUACCCACCACCACCAUCACCACCACCACAACAACCACCACCACCACCACCACCACCCUAGCAACCGCUCUACCUCCAUGCUAGCCAGCGAGACCCGCAGCGGCUCCUCCUCCACCAACGACUCGUCUCGGACGGCUGACAGAGAGCGGGAACGGGAGAGGGAACGCGAGCGCGAGAGGGAGAGGGAACGAGAGAGGGAGAGGGAGAGGGAGAGGACGCGUGCGGGCCUGGCGGCGUUGCCCGAGGCUGCCGUGCUGCGUCCCAGCUCGCGGGAGUUCCAGGACCCGCUGGCGUAUCUGGACGCGGUGCGGGAGCGGGCCGAGGUGUCGGGGCUGUGCCGCGUGGUGCCGCCGCCCGACUGGAGGCCCGAGUGCAAGCUCAACGACGAUAUGCGCUUCGUCACGCAGGUGCAGCGUGUCCACAAGCUGGGUCGGCGCUGGGGGCCUACGGAGCAGAGGCUGGCCUGCAUCAAGACACACCUCCGAUCUCAGGGCAUCCACAUGGAUGAGCCGCCCAUCAUAGGCGGUUGUGAGGUGGACCUGGUGCGCUUCGUCCAGCUGAUUAAUGACAUGGGGGGCAUGCAGCAGGUGAUGGACCUGAAGAAGUGGAGUCGCCUGGCAGACCUGCUGCGCAUCCCGCGCUCCGCACAGGACCGACUCGCCAAGCUGCAGGAGGCCUACCUGCAGUACCUGCUGUCGUAUGAUGCGCUGAGUGUGGAGGAGCACGGGCGUCUGGAGCGCGACGUUCUGGAGGAGAAGGCGAGGCUGGAGCGGCGCAGAGGGCCCCUGGAGGGCCAGGUGGACGCCAACACAGCCGCCACACAGCUGCCUGCACACCUGCACAGAUAUGAGCCCAAGAAUGGCCAUGUGCCCUCCAAUGGCACCACCACCACCACCACCACCACCACCACGGUGCCUAGGAACGGUUUCCGUAGGAACGGCGGCGGAAACAUCACCGCGUGCAACGGUGUGGUCUCUAAGGAAACGACAGAGGCGUCGUCACCAGUGAAGGUCGGCCGCAGAAGACUGUUCGCUCAGGACAAGAGAGGAACGCAUGAGCAGGAUGGAGAGAGUGAAGAGAAGGAGAAGGAGAAAGAGGAGGAGGAGGAGGAGGAGGAAGAGGAGGGGAAGAGGAGUAUCCUCAGUGAACAGCACAAGUGUGUGUACAAGGGGAAAUCCGUGUCGCUGACCACCUUCUACAGAAUCGCCCGGAACACCAUCAACAUGUGCUUCAGCAAGGAGCCCUCCGCAAGCGAUGUUGAGCAAGAGUAUUGGCGUGUGGUGGAGCAGAGGGACUGCCACGUUGCAGUGCAUCAUGGGAGAGUGGACUCCAGCACCCACGGCAGCGGCUUCCCCACCGCCAAGUCAGAGCCAUUCUCCAAGCAUGGAUGGAACCUCACAGUCCUUCCGAAUAACUCUGGUUCCAUCCUGCGCCACCUAGGGGCUGUACCCGGGGUGACUAUUCCGUGGCUGAACAUCGGCAUGGUCUUUUCUACCUCCUGUUGGUCUAGAGACCAAAACCGCCUUCCAUACAUUGAUUACCUACACACUGGUGCUGACUGCAUUUGGUAUUGUGUUCCUGCUGAGGAGAAGGCCAAGCUGGAUAAGGUGGUGCAUACACUGCUACAGGCCAACGGCACCCCCGGACUGGAGAUGCUGGAGAGGAACAUUAUGAUCUCUCCCGAGGUGCUGUCCCGGGAGGGUAUCCGCGUGCACCGCACGGUACAGAAGAGCGGCCAGUUCGUGGUCUGCUUCCCCGGCACCUUCGUCUCCAAGGUCUGCUGCGGAUACAGCGUCUCCGAGACCGUGCACUUCGCCACGCCGCAGUGGAUGAACCUGGGAUACCAGAUCGCCAAGGAUCUGAAAUGUCGGCGCGUCGCCAAGCCGUUCUCCAUGGAGAAGCUGCUGUACCAGGUGGCCACGGCGGAGGCCAAACGGGAGAACGGAGUGCUGCUCACCACCAUCUCAUCCCUUCUCAAAGACCUCAGGAACAUAGAGAUUAGGCAGCGUCAGGACCUGUACAAGGCCGGCCUCCUCUCCUCGGCACGCUACGGAACGCCCGACAACAACCAGUCGCCUAGCGACGGACGCAAGAAGCCGCGCAAGUGGCUGGCCCUGGAGUCGUCCGAGAGACGAUGCCAAACCUGCCAACACCUCUGCUACCUGUCCAUGGUGGUCCAGGAGAAUGAGAACGUUGUCUUCUGUCUGGAGUGUGCCCUGUCCUACGUGGAGAAGCACAAGUCCUGCCGUGGCCUCAAGAUGAUGUACCGCUACGAUGAGGAGCAGAUCAAUAGCCUGGUGAGUCAGGUGUGUGGCAAGGUGAUGCUGAAGGCUGCCGUUGACAACUGCACCAACGCCACCACCAAUGGCACCACCACUAGCAGCAGCAGCAGCAGCCCCCCGGGCUCGGGCACUAAAGCGGGCACCACCAAGCGGGGUCCUCGCAAGCGCUCCACCCUGGAGGUGUCUCUGUCGCGCCUGCCCCCCUCCAGCAUCCACUCCUCGGCUUCUUCCACUGCCACCACACAACUGGUUACCAAGGGCAACGUCAACAACAACUCCUCCUCCUCGCACCUGCCCAAAAGCACCGCCCUCGUCUCCUGAGAGGGAGGGGCCGCCUUUUUCAUUUAAAGACACAAGAGAGACAAUUCUCUAAUGUUACUCUGAAAUCCAAAUGUCCCUUUUUUUUAAAAACAGAAUCUGUUUUUCAAGGUUAAUGAUCCCCAUUCUUUCUCACACACACGCACGCACGCACGCACGCACGCACGUACGUACGCACGCACGCACGUACGUACGCACGAACGCACACACACACACACACACACACACACGCACACACACUUCUCCCUCCCUUGAUAGUAGGGCAUAGUCUUGCUGAUUAUUCUUGUGUGAUUUCUUUCUCUUCCUCGUCUGGAAAUAGCAAGCUGCCUAUUCUUUGCACUAGUGUGAAAGAUGUUUUUGGAUAGUUUCUUCGUUUUUGUUUUUGUUUCCCAAAGAUGCUUGAUUUUAGAUGACGACGAUGAUGAUAAUGAUGAUUUUAGCAUUAAGUGUCCUGGUGGUCACAGUUCUACAACCCCCCCUCUUCAACCUCACCCCCCCCCACCCCUCGUCUCGUCCCAUAGACUGCAGAACAACACACUCAUCCAUUUAUGGCUGUGACCCACAACGACACAUGGAAAAAAAAGGUGCUCUCCAUUUCUACUCUUCCUCUUCUUUCUCUUCCUCCAGUGUGCUGUCACUUGACUCGCAUGAAAUCAUGGACUCGUUCACUUUUAUUUGUCCUUUAUUUUUGCUUUUUUAAACAAUGUUCUCUUUAAAUGGACUGUUGUGACUUUUAAACUCGGUGGUUUCCCUCGUGUCGUGUGCUGCGGAGAACCUUCCCAUAGCUGGCGGGCGUGGCGUGAGGGAGGAAUAUUGGGGAAAGGAAAGAAGGGAUAUCGCCCCCCAGCUAAGAUGAAACUUGAAAGGCUUUUUGGGGGAAGUGAGGAAGGAUGGUGCUUUCUGGGGUUUUUAAUUCUUUUUUUUGCAUAUUUUAAUUUUUUUGUGCUCUAUUGUUUUUGUAUUGUUGUUGUGUCCUUUGGCACAAGAUAGGGUGAUGGCGAACGAGUGAUGGCGAUUUCCAUGGCCGCUGGUUGCCAUGGUAACCGAGAGGGAAUGGUCGGACAAAAAGGAGGGGAAUGUUUUUUUUGUUUUUUUCCACAUAAAACUGUGCCUGAUAUUUUAAAGAGGUGACAUGAGACUCCUCAGGGGAGUUAGUUAGGGGGUUUAGUCUAUUCUGUUCUGAUGGUGCUGAUGGUUACUUACUGUAAAAAAAAAAUCAAUUCAAGAGAUGAACCGAAUAAACAACAACAAAGAGAGAGGAGUAGCCUUAAAGGGACACUGUGUGAGAUUUUCAGUUGCUUAUUUCCAGAAUUCAUGCUGCCCAUUCACUAAUGUUACCUUUUUCAUGAAUACUUACCACCACCAUCAAAUUCAAAGUGUUCAUUAUGACUGGAAAAAUUGCACUUUUCAUACAUGAAAAGGGGGAUCUUCUCCAUGGUCCGCCAUUUUGAAUUUCCAAAAAUAGCCAUUUUUUGCUGCAAAAAUUACUGUACUUGGACCAUACUAGAAAAUAUUUGUUUAUUAUUCAGUAAACUUUCAUGUAAAGAUCAAAUUUGGCGAUAGCCAACCCAGUUUCAAUGAGCAGCAUAGUUGCAGUACCUUUAUUGACCAUUUCCUGCACAGUGUCCCUUAACCGAGAAGGCCAGCGCUCCCAUCUUUAGAUGUGCAAUCAUGGUGACAUUCCAUAAUCCAAGACCUUUUUUUCUUUUUGUUUCUUUCUUGACUGCUUCAUUUAACAGCAGUUUUUAUGAUUAUAUAUUGUUGAUGCCAUUGUGAUUUACUAUAUUUUUUGUUUGUUUGUUUUUUGACUUUAAACAAAAAAAAAUGUUUGUUUUUCUUUUGUUGUUGUUGUUCUGAUAUACUAUCUCGAGUAGAGCCACUAGUCGAAAUGUGACAUGACAGGCCAGGAUUAUAUCUUGUUUUUGGGUUUUUUUCCUUGAAAUCUCACGGCUUCUCAUGUCUUUGCCCUCGUUUGUUGAUUCUCUUUGUCCCUUCUUUAUCGGGAGGGAGUGCAGCCUGAGGGCGUCUCAAAAGGAAGGAAGGAAGGAAGAAAGAUUGAGAAAAAAGAAAGAUAGGAAGAAAAGAACGAAAUGAAGAAACAAAGAAUGAAAGAAAGUGAAAGGGAGAAGUGGGAAGAAAGAAGUGGGCUUUUGUACAUAUUUCUGUAAAUGUCUUUUUAAAUACUUGAGCCUUUUUGUGGGGGUGUGGUGGCAGGGCUUUGGGGGAUGAGAGGCGAGCGUGUGCUGAGUUAGGGUAUCGUACAGGGUUGGGAGGUUUGGAUAGCAGGGGGUGGAGAGAGAGAUCGAGACAGAAUGAGAGAGAGAGAGAGAGAGA